AUGUAUGGCGCAGGCAGUCAGCUCUUCAUUGCCGAACAUCGUGGCUGUGUGCCACCGGAUCGGCUUCAGAUGUGCCACGAGCCCGCGGCCGGUGGCAGUGACAGUGGCAGUGGUGUCAUCAAAGGGGGCUUUGGCAACCUCUAUGUUGACGGAGACGGCCGUGCCCAACAGCCCGUUGUCCAUUGCUGUAGCGACAAUUGGUGCAACAAUGGUCAUGAUAUUAAGUUCACCCGGGCGGAGUUGGAAGGGCGCCAGUUCUUUCUAAAUCCCGAGGUAUCGGACCUUGAGCCAGGAUCGGAUUUCCUUCUGUUUUCAUCUAAGUCUACAAAGGGUUCGUUUCAUCCGCAUCUCUUCAUGGACUCGCAGAAUGUCGCGAACAAGCCUCACAAGAAGCGCAAAAACACUGCUUUGACUGGGGCUGCGACAUCGGCUUUUUCGUCUGCACAGGAACAGCGAAAGCGGUCGUCCUAUGUCAACGACAGUCCAUUCAACCAUUGGCUUGACCGCUCCUCUACAUCUUCCGCAUCCUCAAAUCUCCUCCAUCCACCUCUCUCUUCCGCCUUGGAUGCAGACCUUCAUAAACCUUAUUGA
Hydatigera taeniaeformis is the source of this 591-nucleotide messenger RNA. The record is from the annotation of a GenBank genome assembly. NCBI's taxonomy places the organism in Eukaryota, Metazoa, Platyhelminthes, Cestoda, Cyclophyllidea, Taeniidae.